Molecule: messenger RNA, 2397 nt
Organism: Lemur catta (Ring-tailed lemur)
Lineage: Eukaryota; Metazoa; Chordata; Mammalia; Primates; Lemuridae
Gene: DNASE1L3
Product: deoxyribonuclease 1 like 3
Exons: 8
Coding region: 187-1104 (305 amino acids)
Biological process (GO): programmed cell death involved in cell development; apoptotic DNA fragmentation
Cellular component (GO): nucleus
Molecular function (GO): DNA nuclease activity
Source: RefSeq, a predicted model, not a curated record
UUCCUUGGGGAUUAAACCCAUGAUCUUCAGUUCCUCAGAGAAUUGAAAGUAGCAACGAGGAAUCCAGUAAUUCCUGUUAUCUGAUGCAGGCUUUAUAAGUCAGUGUUACCCACGGAGGUGGCCAGGAUCCUGCACACCAAGCACAGCUGUCUUCUCGCAGAGCCCUGAAGCCAGAGCAGCGGCAGGAUGUCGCAGAGGCUGGCCCUGCUGCUGCUUCUCCUCCUCUCCGUCCAGGGCGCCCUGGCCCUGCGGAUCUGCUCCUUCAACGUGAGGUCCUUUGGGGAAAGCAAGCGGGAAGACCAGAAGGCCAUGGGUGUCAUUGUGAAGAUUAUCAAACGCUGUGACAUCAUGCUCCUGAUGGAAAUCAAGGACAGCAACAACAUGAUCUGCCCCAUGCUGAUGGAGAGGCUGAACGGAAAUUCAAGGAGAGGCACCACAUACAACUAUGUUAUUAGCUCUCGGCUUGGAAGAAAAACAUAUAAAGAACAGUAUGCCUUCCUCUACAAGGAAAAGCUGGUGUCUGUGAAGAAAAGCUACCUCUACCAUGACAGUCAGCAUGGAGACGGAGACGUGUUUUCCAGGGAACCCUUUGUGGUCUGGUUCCAUUCGCCUCACACAGCUGUCAAGGACUUCGUGCUUGUGCCCCUGCACACCACCCCAGAGACGUCCGUUAAAGAGAUCGACGAGCUGGCCGAUGUCUACCUGGAUGUGAAACACCGCUGGAAGGCAGAGAAUUUCAUUUUCAUGGGUGACUUCAAUGCUGGCUGCAGCUACGUCCCCAAGAAGGCCUGGAAGAACAUCCGCUUGAGGACCGACCCCAGAUUCGUUUGGCUGAUUGGGGACCAACAGGACACCACAGUGAAGAAGAGCACCAAAUGUGCAUAUGACAGGAUCGUGCUCAGAGGGCAAGAGAUCGUCAGCUCUGUGGUUCCCGAGUCAAACGGCAUCUUUGACUUCCAGAAAGCUUACGACCUGAGUGAAGAGGAGGCCCUGGAUGUCAGCGACCACUUUCCAGUUGAAUUUAAACUACGGUCUACAAGGGCCUUCACCAACAGCAGGAGGUCUCUUGUGCUAAGGAGGAAAACAAAGGCCAAACGCUCCUAGAUACAAAGGUGCCAUUUUAUUAACCAUUUCUUGUCUCUAAAUAAAAUGGCUCUAACAGGUAUGAAUGGCUCCCUGCACUUCGGAAACAAGACUGGUCCAACUGCUUUCAUUUGUCAACCUGCAUUUAUUCUGACUCGAGCCAAAUUGGAAGGAGAGUUUUUUUUAUCAUCCCUCUUGGGCUGAAAACUCCCCUGAAUUGUCCAGAAGGAAACCAGGAGCUUUCUAGUCCAAAAGGAUGGUCUUCACGCCCUGGACUGGAGCCCCACCUGCUUUCCCUGCCCCUGCUCAACCUGCCCCAAGAGGCUGCAGGAAGAACGUCAGCUGUCAGACCUCACAAGGGGAUCCUGUUCCACGGGCAAUGACCAGAAACGCCAAGGCCCCAACUGCGACCCCAUGAUUUGGAUAAUUAACUGUUUAAUCUGCCCCCUCCCGUCUGAGGUCAGGCCCCCAGGCCACCACUGCACCUCACAGGGAUGAAACACGAAGAUCCUCUUGGUCUCCCCGCCUCCAAGUCAUCCCCCUCCACCUCGGCCAGUCCAGUAACCACCAGCACCAUCCUCUGAAAUACUGUUCUGACCACAGCCCACCCCCAGGCCCAUAAAUCCUACAGGGGCUCCCAUCACCAUCCGGAGAAAGCUCCGUCUUUGGACACCGGGAAGGCCUCUCUUAUCCGACAUAAAUCUCCAGCCUUGCUCUCUGCUGGUCUCCGCCCGGCCCCAGGAGCUCCCUCGGGUCGCCCUCUGCCCUGGAUGCCCGUGAGCUCCCUCCUUUGGGGCUUUGGCCCCACCCCCGUGCCCCGCCCCAUCCCAGGGCCUGGCCCAAGUGCUCCUGGCCCCCACGUGCGCCGUCCCCUCAUUGCAGCAUUCACUACGUUGUAUUUGUCACCAGGGUCAGUACUGGGAGUCUUUGGGGGUCCUGAUGUGACAAAGGCCCCUUGCGCUGGCUGGGCCUCAAGGAUUCUGUUAUCUUUCUGCAACCAAACAGGCCCAUAGGAGUCCAGCAAGGAGGCACCAUUUUACCUGUAUCCGAGGUGCCCAUGUUUGUUUGUCUUGCUUUGCUUUCGCUGAUGCUGUUUCCUUGUUCAGGCAGUACAUAUGCACACGGCUAAAGGCAAGAGCAGUGCCGAAGAAUAAGCAGUGAAAAGGGAUCCAUGCCCUGACCUCAUCCCCUAAUUUCCUGUCUCAGAGGCAGCCCUUCUUCCCAGCUUUUGUGUUCUUCCAGAGAGUCUGCGCAUAAAUGAGCACCAUAUGUAACCUUAAGAAAUACAAAAUAUAGCAUGCCAGAUGCACGGUU